Messenger RNA from Phaethon lepturus (White-tailed tropicbird), 249 nucleotides. It is a transcript of the gene SNAPIN, whose product is annotated as SNAP-associated protein. The annotation marks the transcript as partial. Gene Ontology annotation, cellular component: BLOC-1 complex; BORC complex; synaptic vesicle. The record is from RefSeq and is a predicted model, not a curated record. Gene Ontology annotation, biological process: synaptic vesicle exocytosis; lysosome localization; regulation of synaptic vesicle exocytosis. The transcript has 2 exons. NCBI's taxonomy places the organism in Eukaryota, Metazoa, Chordata, Aves, Phaethontiformes, Phaethontidae. Gene Ontology annotation, molecular function: SNARE binding.
CCAGAGCUCUGCCGCAUCAACGAGGACCAGAAAGUGGCGCUGGACCUCGACCCCUAUGUCAAGAAGCUGCUGAACGCCCGGCGCAGGGUGGUGCUGGUCAACAACAUCCUGCAGAACGCCCAGGAGCGGCUGCGGAGGGUGAAACACAGCGUGGCCAAGGAGACAGUGCGGAGGAAGAAGGAGACAGUGCGGAGGAAGGCCAUGCUGGAGGCAGCGGGUGGCUACCCCCAGGGCCUGCCUGGCAAGUGA